CGUAAAAUUCUGUCGAUUCGUAUGUGUCACUUCAAGUGAGUGAUGCUGAGAGUGAUUGCUUAAUUGAUUUCGUCGCGUCGACGCGCUGUCACGAUUUCGCGUGCGCACGGACCUCGUUCUCCACCUUUCGGCGCCAUCACCGUAGCAAUACAACGCCAUCUAAACAAACUCUUGCGCCCGAAGCCCUCUUUCUCUCUUGCCAGUAAAAUCUGUCGCAUUGUUCAUUCUGAACAAAAUCCGCAUCCAUCAUGUCAGAAGAGACCCCGAUCGUGCUUGAUACCCCCGAACCCCCAGCCACAGGCGCAGAAGAACUACCCCGGACGAAAGAGAAACUGGAGGAGAUCACCAGGGCUGCCUCGCUUCAAUAUUCACUCAAGAAUUUUGCUGCUUCCGCAGAUCACUAUGCCGAUGCCGUCGAGAUCCAAGCUGAACUCAAUGGCGAAAUGGCUCCGGAGAACGCCGAGUUGCUUUUCUACUACGGUCGGGCGCUAUACAAGGUCGCAAUCGCAAAGAGCGACGUGUUAGGUGGUAAGGUUGCACAAGAGGAAAAGAAGAAACCGAAAGCCCCGAAAGCGCCCAAAAAGGAUACCAGCGGGCCUUCCAAUGGGGCGGUGAAGGAGGCAGAUGAGAGUACAAAUGUAGAGUCCAAGCCUUUCUUCCAACUCACCGGCGAUGAGAACUGGACCGACUCAGAGGACGAGGAAGAAGAUGGAGAAGGGGAUCAAGAAGAAGAGCAGGACGACUUUGCCGCUGCAUAUGAGGUUUUUGAGAUCUCGCGGGUACUCUACACAAAGCAGCUCGAAGCGCACGACGCGAGCGCAGAUUCGGACAAGGGCAAAGGCAAAGCGGAACUUAAUCCCCAAGCGCGCGCCAUCAAAGAGAAGCUAGCAGACUGUCAUGGUUUCCUCGUGGAGAUCUCCCUCGAAAAUGAGCGAUUCCACGACGCCGUUACCGAUGCUCGAUCAGCCGUCGCCCUGCAGGAGGAGCUGCACCCAAUCGAGCACGAGAACGUGACGGAGGCGCAUUACUCACUUUCCUUGGCUUUAGAGUUUGCGUCUACAUCAAAGGUUUUUGCGGACGGCGAGGAAGCAGAACCACCAAAAGAUGACGCUCCGCCCCCGAUUGAUUGGGAUUUGCGCAAAGAAGCGAGGAAGCACACCGAGUUGGCAGUGGAGGGACUGGAGAAACGCUUGAAGGUCGAAGAGGCAGCCCUCACAUCUGACUCUCUAACGCCAGAGCAAAAGAAAGAGAAAGAAGCUGUCAUCGUAGACAAAAAGGGUCUUCUGGAGGAUCUGAAAACGAGGAUUAAUGACCUCAAAGCCGAUCCUACCCAGCAACCCGUCGAUGGCCUCGAUCCAUCCCUCUUCCAAGGCCUAAUUGGAGGUCUCCUCGGCGCAGACGCUGCAACGCAAAAAGCGAAGCUCGCAGAGGCGAAAUCAGGCGCAAACGAUAUCUCAGGGUUAGUCAAAACCAAGAAGAAGGACCAGGCCCCUGCACUUGUCCCCGCAGCUUCCGCGACCGAUGACGCCAGCGGAAGUGGGAAGCGCAAGCUUGAUGUGGAUGCAGACGGUACGAACGGGAAGCGGGCAAAGACGGAAGAAAUGCAGUGA
Molecule: messenger RNA, 1610 nt
Organism: Periconia digitata
Lineage: Eukaryota; Fungi; Ascomycota; Dothideomycetes; Pleosporales; Periconiaceae
Source: the annotation of a GenBank genome assembly